UGGAAAAGGAGCUUUAUAGCUUAUCGGAUUCCUCCAGCAUAAAUAUUCUGAUUUUGAAGAUCCUCCCUGGGCCAAUCUUGUAAAAUAGCUUCAGGCUUCAGGCUGAAUGUUUCCUACCGGCGUAAACAAAUAAAAUGAGUGAUUAAAAAGUAUUUCGAUGUAUUCGGUUACACAGACGUGGGCAGGUUUUUUAUUUGGCCACAUUUUCGUUAUCGGCUGGCUUGUUGCUUUGAGUCAUUCUUUGACACGGUAAAUUGAUUGCCCCGCAAAAGAACGCCACUGGUGUUCUCUCUGUACAGGGAGCUGAAAUGAGACGGAUAACUCGCGUUAUGGUCAGGUGGCACGGACAUUCUGACAGUGUCGUCCAAAAAAAUACGUGUGUGCCGCAAACAAGUGCCCACACCGGCGCCUUUUAUUACGCACGUCGCAUGCCGUUUAAAACCCCAGAGCAGAAGCCACGGAAAGCCCCGUGCUCUGUGUAGGAAGCGGAAACGGCAGCCGUCGCAGACGAUAGCUGCACCCUCAGGAAACGCACACACACACACAUCCUGUGGAACAGUGGUGGCAAGGGGUGCGUGAGCUUCACACGAAGUGAGACUGCUGUCGCCACUGCUCUGUGACGGGCCCGGCAUGCGCGCUGUGUGCUUCGACGUGGAAAGAGAGAGGCAGUUUGUUUCGGGAGACUUGGCCCACACAAACACACACGCGCGCAAACUCAACCCCUUUCGGUCAUCUGGGCCAAAAUUCCAACAGACCAACUGCUAAAAAGUUGUUGCGCAAAUUUUUUCUCUCUCCCCCCCCCCCUCUUGUCGGGGAGUAUUUUGGCCGCCAAACGGAUGGGGGGAGCCGUGGGGAGCUGGCGCGUGGUGGAACAGAGAGAGCCGGCAGAUUUUGAUCACUAAAUAGACAGCGGCACCUGCGUCUUCCAUAAUUUACCCAGGAGCGGUCGCGCAUUUUGAUCGCAGUCCACGGCGCUGCACAAUGAGCAAGGAGCUCGCCCGGGCAUGGAGCGCCGACUGCGAGCCGCUCGGAACUUUGCCCGAGGUCAGCGUCUUGCAGGUGGCCCCGGAGGAUGAGAAGGACGAGGGCGAUGAGGACGUCAAGAGGCUCCACAACUUGGCGUACACAGUGGCCACGCUGCCGCGCAAUCAUAAAACCAAGAGUGUGAUCACCCGUUGGAAAAACACAUACCAUGGAUUAGCAGAAUCUACAAGGCGUACAAUCACCAUCGAGAAGGAGGAUGACGAAUCAUACGGAUUCGAGCUGCAGACUUACGGGCUGCGCAACCGAGUGGUCAGUGAGCUGGAGAUGUGCACCUAUGUCUUCAAGGUGAAGGAAGAGGGCCCUGCAGAGCGCGCUGGCAUGAAAGCAGGUGACAUCCUCAUCACCAUCAAUGACUCAAACGUGGAAGGAAUUCCUCAUAAGCAAAUUGUAGACAUCAUCCGAGAAGCUGGGAAUUGUUUAAGGAUUGAAGUUGAGUUUGGAACAAUGGCCAGAAGAAUGGAGCUGCAAACGCGCCUUCAGUACCUCAAGCAAACAAUGCAUGAAAAGUGUAAGGAGUUACGGUCACUCCUCCAGCAGGAGCAACGACUGGUCCACGGCCUCGUGGCGGAGGACGACAGCAUGUUCGAGACGCUGAGCACAUUGUACAGCCUCAACCCGCCGCUCUGCAGAAGCAAGCGCGCUGGCCCCCUGCUCUCCAGUAUGAGCAGCCUGCCCAGCAAUUGGGCCGUGAUCGCCGAGGACUCGGACGAGGCCGUCUACACCACGUGCUUGUACGGCGGCCUCCAGGACGGCGGCGCCGGCAAGGAUGGUGCAGGGGCAGCCGCGGCAAUAGCAGGGUUGAGCUUCCUGGACCAGGGCAGUCACAAUCUGCGCAUGUGCCGCAGUGAAAUGGACCUCCAGCAGGUGCAGAGCCAAAGCCUGGCCGGCAGCAUGAGCACACUCCCACGCAAAGGCAAGAAGUCUUCCCUCCGUAGGAGCCUCCGCCGCUUCAUCCCAGGACUCAAUAAGACUCUGGAGGAGGAACAAACUCCCUUUUGAAGGUCACUGGCUAUGGCAUACCUGUGAAGUGUGUAAGCUGGUGCAACUGGACUCGGGCCCAUGGGCCGGAGGGGACCAGGCACCAGGCUAUGAAGAGGAGGGGAAAUUGAACAGGGGGCCCUAUUUUUUACGUCUUGCACCAGGGCCCAUGGUCAAUGGACAGUCUUUAAAUAUAAAGGAUAUUACUGUUUCAGGAAAACUUUCCUUAAAUGAAAAAUGCCUUUGCCUUAAAAUGUUUGGCACAUUUUUUUACGCCAUGGGUGGUUUUUUUUUUUUUACGAAAUAGAAAACUAUUUUCUUAUGCCUAUAUUAUUAACGUUGAUUAAAGUACUUACAUUUAUAAACGUACAAUUUGCGUGCCCAAAUUUUUAAUAUUAAGACUUUUACGUGCGCUUUUAUCGUUACAUUGAACAGGUGCUGUUACCCUGGUGCCUUAUGUGCGUACAGUGCCAUUAAAAUGUGAGCGACAA
Messenger RNA from Petromyzon marinus (sea lamprey), 2513 nucleotides. It is a transcript of the gene CYTIP, whose product is annotated as cytohesin 1 interacting protein. Lineage: Eukaryota; Metazoa; Chordata; Hyperoartia; Petromyzontiformes; Petromyzontidae. The record is from RefSeq and is a predicted model, not a curated record. Gene Ontology annotation, molecular function: protein binding.